Molecule: messenger RNA, 1891 nt
Organism: Quercus robur (English oak)
Lineage: Eukaryota; Viridiplantae; Streptophyta; Magnoliopsida; Fagales; Fagaceae
Product: protein SOSEKI 5
Exons: 4
Coding region: 136-1545 (469 amino acids)
Source: RefSeq, a predicted model, not a curated record
CACACUUCCUAUAAAACUACAAACCACUCCUCUUUCCCUCUUCAAAACUUUCUGGCCUCAACACUAGCUUGAACAUUCCCCCCAUUUUUUUCCUUUCUUAGUAACCAAACAGUUCUUAGGAAAACGAAAAAGGAAAUGGCUGUGGCUGCAAGAGGAAAAGCAACAGAGCUCCAAAACCCAAAAAAAUGGAGGGACAGAUCAGAGUGCAGCCCUGAAAGGACCAUAGUAUGGACCGAGCCUAAGGCGAAUAAGACCAGUGAGAAAAGAUCGGUCCCCGUCGUUUACUACUUGUCCAGGAAUGGACAGCUCGAGCAUCCUCAUUUCAUCGAGGUCCCUCUUUCCUCUCCUGAAGGUCUCUAUCUCAGAGAUGUAAUUAACCGCUUGAAUCUCCUCCGAGGCAAGGGAAUGGCUAACUUGUAUUCCUGGUCGUCGAAACGGAGCUACAAAAACGGCUUCGUUUGGCACGAUUUAUCAGAGAACGAUUUCAUAUACCCAGCUCACGGCCAAGAAUACGUUCUCAAAGGCUCGGAGUUUCACGAACUCAAUCUUAGCCCUAAGCUCCACGAAACGAUGACACCUUCGACGUCUUCAUCUUCGUCGAGAUCUCUGAGGCCACCACCGCCGGAGACGAACAAGUCCGGCGAGGAUUCGGAUUUUCCGGCGGUGAUAACGCGGCGAAGGAACCAGUCGUGGAGCUCGAUCGAUCUCCACGAGUACAAGGUCUACAAGGCCGAGUCGUCUUCCGGCGAGUCCGCCGGAAAAGCCACCGCCGCCGACGCGUCGACUCAGACCGAGGACAAGCGAAGGAGACGCAGACCAGUCAGAGCGAAAGAAAUCGAAGAAGAAGACGAAGACGACGAACAAGUUCGCGAAGAGAAAAGUCAACGCGAAAUAUGCCAUGGUCAAAGUACGGAGCUGAGUAGGGACGAGAUUUCGCCUCCGCCGUCUGAUUCAAGCCCCGAAACCCUAGAAUCAUUAAUGAAAGCUGAUAAACGGUUGGUGAGUGGCCAGCCUGGCGCUAAUGAGGACAAUUCUUCUUUGAAUCGGACGGCCGAGAAUUUCCCAAGCGGAAGAAUGAAGGCAUCGACGGUUCUGAUGCAAUUGAUCUCGUGCGGUUCGAUAUCGUUCAAGGACUGUGGUGCCACGUCAGUUAAGGAUCAAGGGUUCUCGUUGAUUGGGCACUAUAAAUCCAGGUUGCCCCGCGGAGCAGGGAAUAAUAAUAAUCUAUUGGGUAAAGAGGUGGGGGCGCUAACGGAAAUUCCUAAUUUCCCGGGGUUAAAAUUGGAAGACAAAGAGUAUUUUAGCGGGAGCUUGAUCGAGACAAACAAGAAAGAUGUGGAGGUUCCAAAUUUGAAGAGGUCAUCUUCGUAUAAUGCAGACCGGAGUUCGCAGUUGCAAUUGGCGGACGAAGAGAUUGAGGGAGUGCGCACAAAAUGCAUACCGAGGAAACCAAAGACACAGCCAACGAAAAAAGAUUGUAACAAUGAUGGUUCUUGUAUCAGUAGUAGUAGUAGUCGACAAGUGAGCAAGAGGAGUGAGGUCUAACUUAUUAAAGUUGAAGGCUCAUUUUGUGUAUUGUGGUUCGUACUUCCUAACCAAAAAAACUAAUAAGAACAAGAGCCAAAGAAAAGGGAAAAAAAAAAUUUAUUGAAAAAGAAUGUAUGAUAUGAAAAAGGAUAUGCGAAAUACAUGGUGUGUGCAUUUUGCAAGUCACGGCAAGUCGAGCACAUAGAUUUAGGGGAAAAAGUGAAAGUUUAGGAGAAUAAAAAGUGCUCUAGGUUCAAGUUUGUUGAUUGUCAUCAGGUAUGGAGGUUUGGGCUUAGAUAAAAAUUGUGUGCAUUGGUAUUAGCGGGGGAUUAAAAUUGGCCUUAAUUUCGGUGAUUGGCACUAA